Desarmillaria tabescens is the source of this 1506-nucleotide messenger RNA. Its product is annotated as glycoside hydrolase family 16 protein. NCBI's taxonomy places the organism in Eukaryota, Fungi, Basidiomycota, Agaricomycetes, Agaricales, Physalacriaceae. The transcript has 7 exons. Gene Ontology annotation, biological process: glucan catabolic process. The coding region runs from base 418 to 1491 and encodes 357 amino acids. The record is from RefSeq and is a predicted model, not a curated record. Gene Ontology annotation, molecular function: hydrolase activity, hydrolyzing O-glycosyl compounds.
UGCGCACCGAUGUCCUCCCACUCGUUCAUUUCGUGCACGAUCAUCAUUAUGGGAUCAGCGAGAAGACGUGCUCCAGCAGAACAUUCUUCGUACGUAGUAAAGCUUGGCCAACUCGUCUUCUAGCUUCGGGUCCAGAAUAAUGCCGUGCUCUUUGCAAAUUGCUCAACCUUUCGGCUGUUAUGGCGGUCGUCCAGGCGAGUCCCCCCGAAACUUGAAUGUUACGAACCAGCCUCGACGCUCGACCCAAAUGGGUAUUAGAAAAUCCAAACAACCCCCCGCAACCGAUCUUGGUGUACAUAAGGCUUGCGAUCGGGGAGCAACCCUUCCUUUCAACCCACGAUAUCCCUUUCACCUUCCUGGCUCUGCGCCCUACACUCAUUUUUUCACUACACUCGUUGAUCUGCGGACUUCUUCGCGAUGCGCGUUACUUCUGCAUUCGCUGCCUUCUCGCUGGUUGGCGCUGCGUAUGCAGGGCUGAGCGGGUCAUCUCACAGCUUCAGUCACCGACACCAACAUAAACGAGACGGAACGUCGAGUGACGGAUGGAAGAUGUACAAGUAUCUCACGGGAGAUGACCUUAUUGAUUAUUUCAACUUUGACGAAAAGGCAUCUGACAACCAGGGCGUCGCUAACUAUGUCGACGGGAAGAGCAGUGGGCUGGUGUAUACCCAGUCUAAUGGGAAGGUUCGGAUUGGCGUUGACCAGGCGGAAGACGUGGCUCUGCGAAAUGCUGUUCGAAUGUCGUCGAAGGAGACGUUCAACCCGUCACAGAACCUGUUGUUCAUCAUCGACGUUCACCAGAUGCCUAGUAUGUGUGGCGUUUGGCCCGCUAUUUGGUUCACGGGUGGCGGAACCUGGCCUGAAACUGGCGAGAUCGACUUGGUCGAGGGCGUGAACUCGUAUACUCAAAACACGAUGUCCGUUCACAGUGGUGAUGGCUGCUGGAUGGAUGCGAACAACGUCAACGGGGCGAAGCUGAACGUCGAUCCUUCGGAGGGCGGUACCAACUGCAAUGCGAAUGCGAACUACCAGUCUUGCGGUGUUUCUGUCAACAGCAAGACCAGUUUCGGUAAAGCCGCGAACGAUGUCAAUGGAGCCAGUUAUGCACUCGAGCUCACUACGGAUGGUAUCAAGAUGUGGUGGUGGAACACCGACCAUGGUCCAGUGGACGUCAACUACGGCCUACCGACUCCAAGCUCUUGGGGUAAUCCUACCCUCCAAGUUGACUCCUCGACCUGUAAUACGUCUGACCACUUUAAGGAUUUGAUGCUUAUCAUCAAUACCAACCUGGGCGGAUUCUUUACGACCGGUGUUUGGGACGUUGAUCAAGCUGGCGGUCAAGAAAAAUGUUGUCAGGACGUCACUGGUUUCUCCGACGCUCGAAGCUAUGUAUUGUCGCAGGGUUCGGAAUUCGGCGAUGCCGCCGCUUGGGUGAGGGUUCAUUUUCUUCUGAUAUUGGUCCGUGUGCUGAGUAUGGAAAAUAGGUUUUGAAUGGUAUCUACAUCU